Molecule: messenger RNA, 1136 nt
Organism: Westerdykella ornata
Lineage: Eukaryota; Fungi; Ascomycota; Dothideomycetes; Pleosporales; Sporormiaceae
Exons: 1
Coding region: 296-1015 (239 amino acids)
Source: RefSeq, a predicted model, not a curated record
CCUACCUACCUACCUACCUACCUACCUACCUACCUACCUACACAGCCUACCCGCCAGGUCCAAAGGUCCUUUAUCAUUCAAGCCAUCAUGGAACCCCAUCAUCAUCAUCAUCAUCAUCAUCAUCAUCAACGUCGACGUCUCAGUCCUCCACGUACAAUUGGCACACCACCAUCCUUUCCACGCCAACCCAACGCCGGCCGUUCCACUGUUAUAAACACUCUUAUCGAGGCGGACAGUCAAGAUACCCGCAUCGGCCACCAGGGCCAGCAACAGCCGAAGAUGGAUACCGGGCACGAUGAUACUGUCGGUGAAGCACGAGAGGCCCAACUGUAUUUCCUCCUGGGGUUCGUUACCCGGGGUGGAGAUGGGGAUGGGGGUGUGCCUAUUGGGCUGGGUUAGGGGAAGGGAACGACAUGCAGGGGUUGCGAGAAGUAAUGGAAGUAGAAUGAAUGGGUGGCAAGAUAUCAAGGAGGGGAGGAACGAGCAGUUGCCCAGUUCGGAAGGAGCGAGUGCGUGCCCUCUUCCCUUAGGUCCCUUUCUCCUCCGUCAUCCCUUGGCUUCGCCUCUCUUUCAUCUCCUUCUCAUCUUCCACCCGUACAAUGGGUCAUUCCAUGCCUGGUUGAACAACACGAAGGGGCUUCCAAUUUUGAGAGACGCGGCAGCGAGGUGUGACGAAAUCCACCAAACGGCUCACAUACUUCCUGAUAGCCGGCACCUAUCACUUGUUCAAUACACAAUCCACACUGUUGGCUGGGCAUGCAUCAUGUACAAUUCCAUCUCCUCAUCCUCCUCCUCCUCCAGCGGCCCGAGAGAGUUCAUGGAUCGGUGCGGGAAUAUAACUGUAUCCCAUGGAUGGAAGCAGAGAAAAACAACGUACAGAAAAGAAUUACGCCGUCAUGCCAUGUACGUUUUCAACGCCCUCCCCUCUCACACAUGCUACGUUGUGAGCUUUUCCCGCAGCCAACGCAAAGACACAAACCUCCCCCCCGGACCAGACAUGCUCGUGAUGAAGUGAAGUGAAGCGAAAAUACGAGCCGUAUAUGCUACUCGAAAACUGGUAUCCGUCGGAGGUGUUCAAUGCACGGCGCUCUCGGGCUUGCGGCCGCAGACAAAGUAGAACUUGACAUAGACGCGCA